This is a messenger RNA of Culex pipiens pallens (northern house mosquito), 2772 nucleotides long. RefSeq lists its product as uncharacterized. The transcript has 8 exons. The coding region runs from base 971 to 2242 and encodes 423 amino acids. The record is from RefSeq and is a predicted model, not a curated record. NCBI's taxonomy places the organism in Eukaryota, Metazoa, Arthropoda, Insecta, Diptera, Culicidae.
CUCCACGCGGAUAACACCCGAGGAGGCUCCGCGGCGGUUCGGGCGGUUCGGCCUCGAUUCGGCUCGAUGUUGCGGAUCUUUUCUCAGCUGCUGCUGCCGUUCUGUUCUGUGGGCCAGUUGUCUCAACGCCAUCGACCGGUUCGGAUUCCUUCGCCUCCUCCUCGUGUGUGGGGCUGCUCUGCGGACACACUUUUCGGCGGGAUUUUUUUUUCUUUCGAUUUUUUCUUCUUCUGUAUUAUAAGCGCGUUCGUGUGUGUGUGCGUGCGUGUGCGUGUGUGUGUUCGCUUUUGCAGGGGGUCAUCCACCCCUUGGACGUCGGUUCCGUAGCCCGGAAUUGUUCCGGGAAAUUUCGAGGAUCAUUCCAAACACGAAUUGUUGCUUAAAUUGACAAAAAAGUGUUCAUUUUCGUUCCAAGAAGGACUUAAACAAGGAUGUAACACACGGCCAAGGAUGCAGUUUCCGGAUGUUCUGCAGCGGAAGGUGGAGGUCGUCGUCGUCGUAAUCGGCGUUGAUCUACUCUGACAAGAUGCCGAGAGAGAAGCGCUGAAGAAGAAUGGGAAUAAUUAGAGUAAAAAUUCUCAAAGGAAAAAAUAUGUUCAAAUAACAAAAAUGUCCUCGUGAGAUAGUGAAAAUAUAAAUAUAACAACGAGAGAAAGCAAACAAGAAGAAUCCAUGAAAGUGAUUUCCUAAUCCUCGGGAUUUCUCUCACUCAAACGGUCGGAUGGUUUGGAAAAGUUGAAAAGAGAAAAAAAGAGUGCGUGUAAAGAUCCGGAUAAGAAGUUGCGUGGGUUUCCGGAAGUGCCCUCAAGGGAAAAGAGAGGAAGAGAGCGAGUAAACCACCCGUGCGAGUGAGAGAGAGAAUGCAAAUUGUUGCUGCCGGGGCCGCCACAGGAAGCAAGCAAGCAGCAAGCGGAAGAAGGAUUACCGUCCUUGGCGCCCACCGUCGUCGCGGUCGUUGUGCUCCGGCAAGAUGAGUGACAAGCUGUCCGCGGCUGGUGGCCGGUACAACCGGAUCAGCCCGUCGUCGGGCCGCGGCUCCAUCAUCGCGUACUCGCCGCUGCCCAAGUCCGAGCAGGACUGCCUCAUCCAGGGUCCGCCCGGGAACAACUGUCUGGCGAUUCCGCUGUCGGCGAUCCAAACCGACAACAACAACCUGCACGCGAAGCCGGUUCCGCCGGCGCCGCUCAACCUGACCGGGAAGGUGAACAAUCCGCACGGCAUCUACGGCACGCACCAGGCGGUGGCGGUGGCCGCGGACGGAACGCAAGCGGCCCACAAACAUGCCGGAAAGCGCUUUAUCAUUGUCAGCGACAUCAAGAAAACAGUGAGCUUCGGUGGUCAGCCUGGGAGUGGUGGCUUCGUCAGUUCCCGCAGCGAACCGAUCUCGCUGGCAACACUGGACAAGGACUGCUUCAUCAUCCCGGUGCACAGCCUGGACCGGUUUCUACCUGCCGGAAUUCCCCUUCCCACGCCGGAAACGACCGACGCCAGCCAGCAGGGCCCGCUCAGUGUGCUGGAGGUGUCCGAUCCGAAGAUCUGCAUCCUGGCCCACCUGAUGAGUCCGCUGGAGCCGAUCGAGCCGCUGCUGGAGUCGCCGUUGUCGCACCCCCUGUCCAAGCAGCGCGCGGUGGCGUCCGAGCUGCUGAACGAGGUGCAGCAGGGCAACAACGCCGUCGGGGGCAUGCUGCUGGCCAACAUGGAGCGGAGUUCCGCCGAGUUCCCCUUCAUCGCGUACUAUGUGAUAAACACCACCCAGACUGAUCCGGCCCUGUUCUACAGCGGGGUGCGCGGCGCCUCGCUGUCCAAGUUCGAGCCCAAAAACACCCGCUACACCGCCGCCCACACGCUGGACCUGUACAGCGAGGUGGCCUCGAUCUGCCGGCCUCCGCUAGCGCUCGCCCCCAACGAGGUGGGCAGCGUCAAAAAGGGCCAGACGCCCUCGACGGGGUACAUCAUCAGCGUGUACAAGGUUUACGAAGGUGACGACGGCGAGCGGUUCGAACGGAAUUGGCUGUACUGGACCGGUGCCAGGAUGAUUUACAGAUAUCUGCCCAAAACGGCCGGCCUGCGGCGGAUCACGCUGCACAAGAGUGUGUCCUCCCGCGGGGACAAGAUGUAUCUGCUGAUCUGCGAGUGCGCCGACCUGCUGAAGGACCUGUCCGCCGCGGCCCUGCUCAUUCCGGCCCUCCGAGCCCGCCUCUGCGGCUACACCGGCCUCUACCGGCCCAUCCAGACCUUCUAGGAGCAGAGAACACAGUCGUUGAUUUUUGUUUUUUUUUUUUCAAAAGCGAUUUUAAUUUCGACGAACCUAAUUUCUUUUUAUAUGUUAGAGACACUAAGAAAAAAAGAGCAAAACACCUGUAGAAACACGCGGUUAGCAUUGGAAACCGGGCAUUCGACUUAUUUUCACAGAUUUUCAGAACAUUUCUUUCCAACACACGGUUGUGCAAUUAAGCAGCGGUUAGAAUAGUUUUGAGAGACGGUAGUAGAUCGGACGCGGACUAGAGGUAAAAUAGUGGCGAAGCUAAAUUUGACUAAUUAGAGAGACUAGAAACGUAAGUGAAAUCGCAAAAACCAAACUCGUUAAUGGUACAUUUAUAUGCUUAAAACUUUUUAUCAAAACCGUGAGAGAAAAAAAAGCGAAGCAGAGAAAAUAUAGUGAGCAAUAAGUUACCAGUAUUUAUAAAAGAAAAGAGAAUUUAAGCUAACAUAAAACAAAAACUCUAGAUUCAACUGCCAGACGCGCAGAGACGGGGGCGUGAAACUCAUUUC